AUGGGAAAGAAUGAGGGGGAUGCCAUGGUGCUGGAGACAGAAUGGCGCCAGACACCGGUGUUUGACGGUCCCCAUGGGGAUGACAAGAACUGGAACUUCGAUAGCAGGCUGCAGCAAAGGCGAGCCAUAUCCGCACUUGCAAACACUGAGCAAGGCCCAACCAAGAAAAUUUUGCUCUUCAACGACGCGGACGGAGGCGGUGAAGACGCUAACACCGCUGCUUCAGGGCUGUCGGGUCAACCUCCAGCCCUCCCGAACCCAAGCACUAAACUACCGGACAACCAUAUGCCCAUUGUUCAGCCUCCCAACCCGCCCAAUGUCAUAAAAGCGAGGAGUCUUUCGGGAUGGCUUCCUUCCCUUGCCGCGAUUUGCGUGGUGGUCAUGGCAAUGAUCGUGCCGCUUGCGAUAGUGCUUGAUUCAAAGAAGAGCCCAGCACCGAUAGUGGAGGCUGAAGUGGUCGGCGCGUCGGCGGAGACAUUGCAGAAAGGUGGCGAUUUGAGCGAGAUCCAAGUGCUUCCAACAGAUGUGCCUUCUCUUUUGAAUGGGGAGGUCGAUGCCGAUGCGCUACGGAUUCACUUUCAUCAGCUUGCUGGACUCGUAGAAAUUGGGACUGCCAAGAUAAGCAGCACGGAUUCCUUCCUCGCCAAUGUUGUAGUGCCAGCCCACUCGAUUUCCCACGAUCUUGCGCAAAAGCCUGCCAACGUCGCUUUCGUACAUCAAUGCGAAUCGAUUCUGGCCCAAGCCGACGCUAACGCUGGUAUCUCAACGCGCAUACAAUCCAAGUUGGUGAGCAUCGAGAACUUUAUCAACCUUAGAUUAACGACAGUCAAAGAGACUAUGAGCGAGGAUAGAAAGCAUAAAAAGCGUGAUCGAAAGAGCGACGAGCAGAGAAGUGGCUACAUGGCGAAGAAUCCGGAAGAAUUGGACAUCGAGCAGGAGGCAUUGCAAUUCGCCAAAUUCCGAGUGUUGAGUGCUGCAGAGCCAUUGUUGGCUGUCAUAGACGCCUGGCUUUCUCUGGCAUCGAGACGCGAUUUACGUGAAGGUCUGCUGGGGGAUGACGGCAAGGUUGGGAAAGACCACUAA
Molecule: messenger RNA, 1083 nt
Organism: Bacidia gigantensis
Lineage: Eukaryota; Fungi; Ascomycota; Lecanoromycetes; Lecanorales; Ramalinaceae
Exons: 3
Coding region: 1-1083 (360 amino acids)
Source: RefSeq, a predicted model, not a curated record